Molecule: messenger RNA, 2961 nt
Organism: Symphalangus syndactylus (siamang)
Lineage: Eukaryota; Metazoa; Chordata; Mammalia; Primates; Hylobatidae
Gene: ITGB7
Product: integrin subunit beta 7
Biological process (GO): cell-cell adhesion; leukocyte migration; cell adhesion mediated by integrin
Cellular component (GO): focal adhesion; cell surface; integrin complex
Molecular function (GO): integrin binding
Source: RefSeq, a predicted model, not a curated record
CCCCAAAUCUUCCCCACCCUGGGGAGUGUCACUUCCUCCUCUGCAGUCUCCCAGAUCAGUACACAAAGGCUGCUGCUGCCGCCAGAGGAAGGGCUGCUCUGCACGCACCUAUGUGGAAACUAAAGCCCAGAGAGAAAGUCUGACUUGCCCCACAGCCAGUGAGUGACUGCAGCAGCACCAGAAUCUGGUCUGUUUCCUGUUUGGCGCUUCUACCACUACGGCUUAGGAUCUCGGGCAUGGUGGCUUUGCCAGUGGUCCUUGUUUUGCUGCUGGUCCUGAGCAGAGCUGAGAGUGAAUUGGAUGCCAAGAUCCCAUCUACAGGGGAUGCCACAGAAUGGCGGAAUCCUCACCUGUCCCCGCUGGGGUCCUGCCAGCCAGCCGCCUCCUGCCAGAAGUGCAUUCUCUCACACCCCAGCUGUGCAUGGUGCAAGCAACUGAACUUCACCGCGUCGGGGGAGGCGGAGGCGCGGCGCUGCGCCCGACGAGAGGAGCUGCUGGCUCGAGGCUGCCCGCUGGAGGAGCUGGAGGAGCCCCGCGGCCAGCAGGAGGUGCUGCAGGACCAGCCGCUCAGCCAGGGCGCCCGCGGAGAGGGUGCCAUCCAGCUGGCGCCGCAGCGGGUCCGGGUCACGCUGCGGCCUGGGGAGCCCCAGCAGCUCCAGGUCCGCUUCCUUCGUGCUGAGGGAUACCCGGUGGACCUGUACUACCUUAUGGACCUGAGCUACUCCAUGAAGGAUGACCUGGAACGCGUGCGCCAGCUCGGGCACGCUCUGCUGGUCCAGCUGCAGGAAGUCACCCAUUCUGUGCGCAUUGGUUUUGGUUCCUUUGUGGACAAAACAGUGCUGCCCUUUGUGAGCACAGUACCCUCCAAGCUGCGCCACCCCUGCCCCACCCGGCUGGAGCGCUGCCAGUCACCCUUCAGCUUUCACCAUGUGCUGUCCCUGACGGGGGACGCGCAAGCCUUCGAGCGGGAGGUGGGGCGCCAGAGUGUGUCCGGCAAUCUGGAUUCGCCUGAAGGUGGCUUCGAUGCCAUUCUGCAGGCUGCACUCUGCCAGGAGCAGAUUGGCUGGAGAAAUGUGUCCCGGCUGCUGGUGUUCACUUCAGAUGACACAUUCCAUACAGCUGGGGACGGGAAGUUGGGCGGCAUUUUUAUGCCCAGUGAUGGGCACUGCCACUUGGACAGCAAUGGCCUCUACAGUCGCAGCACAGAGUUUGACUACCCUUCUGUGGGUCAGGUAGCCCAGGCCCUCUCUGCAGCAAACAUCCAGCCCAUCUUUGCUGUCACCAGUGCCGCACUGCCUGUCUACCAGGAGCUGAGUAAGCUGAUUCCUAAGUCUGCAGUUGGGGAGCUGAGUGAGGACUCCAGCAAUGUGGUACAGCUCAUCAUGGAUGCUUAUAAUAGCCUGUCUUCCACCGUGACCCUUGAACACUCUUCACUCCCUCCUGGGGUCCGCAUUUCUUACGAAUCCCAGUGUGAGGGUCCUGAGAAGAGGGAGGGUAAGGCUGAGGAUCGAGGACAGUGCAACCACGUCCGAAUCAACCAGACGGUGACUUUCUGGGUUUCUCUCCAAGCCACGCACUGCCUCCCAGAGCCCUAUCUCCUGAGGCUCCGGGCCCUUGGCUUCUCAGAGGAGCUGAUCGUGGAGUUGCACACGCUGUGUGACUGUAACUGCAGUGACACCCAGCCCCAGGCUCCCCACUGCAGUGAUGGCCAGGGACACCUACAAUGUGGGGUAUGCAGCUGUGCCCCUGGCCGCCUAGGUCGGCUCUGUGAGUGCUCUGAGGCUGAGCUGUCCUCCCCAGAUCUGGAAUCUGGGUGCCGGGCUCCCAAUGGCACAGGGCCCCUGUGCAGUGGAAAGGGUCACUGCCAAUGUGGACGCUGCAGCUGCAGUGGACAGAGCUCUGGGCAUCUGUGCGAGUGCGACGAUGCCAGCUGUGAGCGACAUGAGGGCAUCCUCUGUGGAGGCUUUGGUCGCUGCCAAUGUGGAGUAUGUCACUGUCAUGCCAACCGCACGGGAAGAGCAUGCGAAUGCAGUGGGGACAUGGACAGUUGCAUCAGUCCCGAGGGAGGGCUCUGCAGUGGGCAUGGACGCUGCAAAUGCAACCGCUGCCAGUGCUCGGAUGGCUACUAUGGUGCUCUAUGCGACCAAUGCCCAGGCUGCAAGACACCAUGCGAGAGACACCGGGACUGUGCAGAGUGUGGGGCCUUCGGGACUGGCCCACUGGCCACCAACUGCAGUACAGCUUGUGCCCAUACCAACGUGACCUUGGCCUUGGGCCCUAUCUUGGAUGAUGGCUGGUGCAAAGAGAGGACCCUAGACAACCAGCUGUUCUUCUUCUUGGUGGAGGAUGACACCAGAGGCAGGGUCGUGCUCAGAGUGAGACCCCAAGAAAAGGGAGCAGACCACACCCAGGCCAUUGUGCUGGGCUGCGUAGGGGGCAUCGUGGCAGUGGGGCUGGGACUGGUCCUGGCUUACCGGCUCUCGGUGGAAAUCUAUGACCGCCGGGAAUACAGUCGCUUUGAGAAGGAGCAGCAACAACUCAACUGGAAGCAGCUCCUAGGAUUCGGCUCAAGGCUGGCCUCUUAGGUCUAGAAAGGGGACGAGGAAUCGUGGGAUUUUUGCUUAUAAUCUGCAACAUCUUUCUCCAGGACAGUAAUCCUCUCUACAAAAGUGCCAUCACGACCACCAUCAAUCCUCGCUUUCAAGAGGCAGACAGUCCCACUCUCUGAAGGAGGGAGGGACACUCACCCAAGGCUCCUCUCCUUGGAGGACAGUGGGAACUGGAGGGUGAGAGGAAGGGUGGGUCUGUAAGACCUUGGUAGGGGACUAAUUCACUGGUGAGGUGUGGUCACCACCCUACUUCAUUUUCAGAGUCACACCCAAGAGGGCUGCUUCCCAUGCCUGCAACCUUGCAUCCACCUGGGCUACCCCACCCAAGUAUACAAUAAAGUCUUACCUCAGA